Messenger RNA from Aquila chrysaetos chrysaetos, 5735 nucleotides. RefSeq names its product codanin 1 (gene CDAN1). The transcript is spliced from 28 exons. Gene Ontology annotation, biological process: chromatin organization. The coding region runs from base 53 to 4030 and encodes 1325 amino acids. The record is from RefSeq and is a predicted model, not a curated record. NCBI's taxonomy places the organism in Eukaryota, Metazoa, Chordata, Aves, Accipitriformes, Accipitridae. Gene Ontology annotation, cellular component: nucleus.
CGCGGAUUGUGCGCGUGCUCGGCGGCGGCAGCGGCGGCAGCAGCAGCCGGGAAUGGCGGCUGUUUUGGAGCUGCUGCUGCAGGAGGAGGUGGCGGUCGGCGCCGUGGUGCGGUGGCUCCGGCACGGCCCCGGCCCCGGUUCCCGCUCAGCUGAGGAGAACCACAUCCAUGACAAGCUGGUAUCUCUUAGUUUGCUUCAGAAAGACUUUGUGCCUUUUCUGCUAAAUUUUUUAAGGGAGCAGACCAGCCAGAUCCUGACUAAUGGACCCUCUACUCCUGCUAAAACUCCUAGUUCCAAGGCCCAUGGGAGCCAAAGGACAGGAUCAGAAAGGAGGGCAGGCCACGCAACCAGCAGCCGAGUGCAGCUCUUCUCCCAAAGGACUUCGGUGACCACCUGCACCACAGAUACCAGUUUCUCUCCUGCUGCAGCAUCCAGCAGCUCCUCUUCCUUUUCUGGGUCAAACCUGUCUAGCUCUUGCAGUGACUUCCCUAGCAUGGUCUCCAGUAGCAGCCCGAGCUUUGGGUACAGCCCUGUGUUUAACCAUGGUGAGAAGAGGUCAUCUCAGAAGGCCAGCUUGGGGAGCUUCCUCACAGCCACACCUGAAGCCCUGCCAGCGAGACGAGGCCGAAGGAAAGGCAGCAGCUCAGUCAGUGCCUCUGGCCGGCAGGUAGCUCGGGAUCUGGGGCGUUCCCUUGCUGAAGAGGAGGAUGGAAAGAAUGACAGUGUAUCAUGGAGCGCAGGGAGAAGGAAGCGGAGUGAAGCGUCUCUUGUUUCUGCCAGAUCCCCACCCAGCCAGCUAAAUCUUAACAACUUGGAGGAGUUUCCACCCAUGGGUGCUGCCUCUGGCUGGACAAACAAAAGCAAACCAUCACGGCGAAUCAACCCAACUCCUGUAAGUGCUGAGCGCCCCCUCUCAAAACCAAAGAUGUGCUUCACUUCUACGCCUGUCAGCCAGUCUCCAGCUGCUCGGUUUUCAUCUGCGUCGAGCCUUGAGGCCUUUACCACUGUCCAGGAAGGAAACCUUACAUCAGUGAUAAGCAACAGCCUUCAAGAGGAGAGGGAGAUGCUGAAGAAAGAACGAUGCAAAUUGCUGCACCAGGCGUCUUCUCCUGCAGGGAUAUCUCUUGAUCCUGGUACUCCUACUAAGCCUAGCUACACUCGCAGUGCUAGCCUUCCUGCUGAAAGCCAUCUGGUGACCUGUGCAUAUCCUACUAAGGUUUCCUGCAAGAAACAGUUGGAGUGUCUGGCGCAGCUCUAUUCAUCGUGUAUAGCAGAAAACCUGGUACCAAAUAUUUUUCUGGAGCUCUUCUUUGUUCUGCAGCUGUUGACAUCUAAAGGCACUUCUACUGCAGAAGAUGGCGAUAGUGACCUUGAAGUCAAUGAAAGAAGUAAAGAUGCAUCAGGGAGACAGCAUUUCCGAAGUGUGCACAAUUGUGUUUAUUUCGCUGUUCAGGUCUUGGAUUAUCAGUAUGAAAUUAUUUCCCAUUUAGAAAAGGGGAUGCUGAAGCUUUUGGCUGAAAAUGAACGGAUUGCAUCUUUUUCUCCCACCUUGCACGAGAGGCUCAGGCAGGCUUAUGAAAGCAGCACAGCCAAGGUAUCUCUCCUGCUGCCAUGCUCUGUACAGUCUGUUUCUUUCCAGCCAGAAACUGACAAUCGCUCUAACUUUCCCAGUGACAGAGCAUUUCACAUAUUUAAGAAACAAAGGGAUAUAUUUUAUGAACUACUGCGUGAAUGGGAGGAUAACCAUGAAAAAACUGGCUGGGACUUUGAAAGAGUUCUGGGCAACAAGAUCAGGGCCAUGAUGGCUCACCUAUCUGCAACCUGCAACCACAGCCAUUUUGCCAGGCUCUUUCAGAAACAGCUUAUCCAGAUGUGUAAAGGUCCUACUGGUGGUGGUGCAAGCUGGGGAGACACCCCAGACCAGGAUGUCCUUAAUAUGCUGGGUUCUGAUAAUCUGAGCCGUCUGAAGAGGCUGCAGGAAAGAUUUGUUGUUCCUCAGAGCAUCAGAGGACCCUGUCCACCCCCUUCAUUUCCAGGGUGCCAGCAGUUCUUCAGGGACUUCAUCCUCAGCGCAGGAAGUUACCAGUUUAAUCAGCACCUGGUGGAUAGUCUGUGCCUGAAGAUACUCGAACUGAAUGGCCUUACUCUGGUGGAGCAUGAGCACAGUGAUGGGGAAGCAGAUAUGGAUGAACAGGAUGAAAAGAAGCGUUUCACUGUGGUCCUAUUAAGCCUCCGACUCCUUGCCAAGUUCCUAGGGUUUCUUGUAUUCUUGCCAUAUCGCACUGUGGAGCAACCAACUAGAGACUUGCAAGACUCUGCAGUAGCAUUAAGAAACCAAACCCUGCCUGUACUGGAUGUAUUGAAGCUUCUGAGACAAUCUAUUUGGGAUCGACGUUCUAUUCUCACUAUUCCUUGGAUUGUGGAGUACCUUUCCCUUGUGGAUCAUAUUGCUCCUUUCCUUGAUUAUUACAAGAAAGUAUUUUGUCUCUUGCUGCAGGUAUACAGGUUAAUGGUCCUUUCUGAAGAUAAGGAGAUGAGUUUCCUGAACAAGCUGCUGAUCCUUGCAGUUCUGGGUUGGCUUUUUCAGGUUCCAUCAGUCCCUGAAGACUUGUUUUUUACCACUGAUGUCAGGCAGGAGGGAUUGAUGAUGGAUUCUGUGACAUCUGCUCAGGCUUUGGACUCGGUACCCUUGGUGGAUCAGCAGUUACUUUAUACCUGCUGUCCCUAUCUUGGUGAGCUGCGGAAACUACUUGCCUCUUUUGUGGCUGGUAGUGGAGCAAAAAAUGGUGGCUUUAUAAGGAAAAUCACUCCCACAGCUGCAGAGUCCUUGGCACCCAAGGCUUCUGUCACACAGCGGAAACUGCAGGUAGAGUUGGAACAGGCCUUCUUCCACAACCAGCCUCCCUCCCUACGGAGAACAGUUGAAUUUGUGGCAGAGAGGGUGGGAUCCAACUGUGUUAAGCACAUCAAGGCAACACUGGUAGCAGAGUUGGUUCAAAGGGCUGAAGUCAUGUUGCAGGAUAAAGUGAAGGAGGAGGAUGCUAAUCAUGACAAGCUGCUUGAAGAGGUGUGCGCUCAUCUGUAUGAGGAAGGGGCCCAGGCACUCAUCAAAGGCAGAGAAUUUUGCAAAAAGAAAGGUCCUGAGGCGGUAAGGGUGUUAUUGCCAGAAGAGACAUCUGCAGCAGUUUUAAGUAGUGCAGAAGACAUUGCAGUGGAACUGGCUACUGAGAAAGCCUGUGGCUGGCUUUCUGCCAACAUUGCAGCACUCAUCAAAAGAGAAGUGAGAGCAACCUUCAACAGAAUGCUGAAAGUCCCAGGACUUCCCAUGCCUGGAGAGGAUGCUCUGGAGUUGAGAAGGGACUGCCCUCCAGGCUGUCAGCACUGUGCUCCCCUUCCCUCCCAAAUCAUCAACGAGAUUAAGGAUGUGCUCUGUGUUGCUGUGGGCCCACGGGAUGAGGGUGAAGUGAUUGACUACGUCUGGCUGGAGUGCUUGCUAGGAAGAUUGGGUCAGACACUUCGAUGCAGAAAGUUCAUGUGUCCCACAUCAGAACAGCAGCUGGCAAAGUGCACGGUUGAGUUGGCUUCUUUGCUGGUUUCAGAUCGUGUUCCUCUGAGUCUCGGCAUCAAGUCCCAAGAGAAGAGUUCUGAGAGGCUGCGUGUAAAGACUAAUCCCACCUAUGGCCUCCUAAAACUGCUGCUUUCUGUCUGGAAGGAGGACUUUGGGACACCUGUUCCUGUGCAGCUGAUGUUCAGCAAGAAGAACAUUGGUUAUCUUGCAGAAGUUAAGCAGCGAGAGUGGGAUUUGUUCCUUUUCAUGCUUCAUGGUUUUGUAGAACAUGAACUAAUGAGAACUAGUGAAAUAGAGAAUUGCUUGCAUACCCUCGAAGAGCUCCCUUGGUCCUCAGAUUUCUUAAAAGAACUGGAAAUGCUGUCCAGAGUAUUUCUGUCAGAACAUCAUCUAGAAGAGCCCAGGACUAACUCCUGUGAGCCGACCAGACAAUCUCUAGGUACCGUGACAGCACAAAGUUAGUGGAGGUGGACUCUCUGUGGACAAAAAUUACUAAUGAAGAUGCAAAUGGAAUUUUUAGUGUUUCUGAAUGCAUUGUGAGCUCUUUGCUGGGAACAUACUGCAGAUAAGAGGUCACUUUGUGCAAAACCUGCACUGCUCUUUCUGUUCAUGGACAUUUUGCCGUGGUGACUAUGCUGAAGGAUUUACAUCAGCAAAUGGAUCUCCAAGUCAAAAGUCCUUUAAGCACCUUGAUCGUGGCUCAGAACAGCCAUUUUUUAGACUCAUAGACACUUUUUGUAUUUGUGCAGCAACAGGCUGUGACCAAACCCAGGAAUCGAUUCAAGCGGACAAGUUACUUUGUGAUCAGAGAGAUGGUUUCCUGGUGGCUGUCUCUUCUCUUAACUUAAUGUGAUUUCUCAUGCUGUCUUUUAACAAAGACUGUACUGUUGGGGGAGGGAAAAGGUGAACCUGUAUGACAUGGAGAUGAGCCUAUAUUUAUUUUUCAUUGUAAGCUCAAUUUCAAAGGUUUGAUUUUAAUUUUUUUAAGACUCAUUUUAAAAGUUAAACCAUAUUAAAUAUGUACACCAGAACAUUGAUGGCAUUAUUCUUAAAGGAUGUAGAUGCUUAAGUGUUUUUCCAUCUCUUGUUGGAAACAGAACUUGUAAUUUCCUUGGGUUUUUAAUAGAAAUAAGGGAGAAAAUAAUCUGUUUAUAUUUUUUACUGAAGACAGUAUUUUUAAGACACUUUUAUAGUAUGUGAACAUAAAUGGCAUCUGGCUGCUAUUCACUGUUUUUGAUAAUCCUUCUUGCCUUGAGUUUUGGGUUUUAUCAGACAGGAAGUGCUGCAGCAAGAAAACUACAGCCUGGAAGAGCAGACAAAGUAGUGAAAAAGCACUGUGACGUCCCCUGGAGACCUGGUUUUGAAAGGAAUCCUUUUCUUGGAGGACAGUAGGUGUUUUCAGCCCUUGUGAAUAGAUCAUCACCAAGGGUGUGACCUCCAGCUCCCCUCCCCCACUCCCCCCCCCCCCCCCCCCCCCCCCAAGUAUUUCCUUAAACUGGGGUUUGUGGUAGGGACUGCUGGUGGCUAGCAGAGUAUGAUUAGGUGCUUAAUAGCUGUCUCAUGGGAUUUCCCCCCCCCCCCCCCCCGUAGCAGUGAGGAAAUUAUUUCCUUUUGUCUAGGAGUGUUGUAUUAGUGCAGGGUUUUUUUCAGAAAGCAAAUACUGUGUUAUGUAGAAAAAACAUCUGGACAAAGUGAAGCCCAGGGCUUUUUAGCUUGCUAAUUAACUUACCUCUUCCAUGUAUAAGGUGAGAAAAGGUAACAUCUUGGAGUUGGUGAUUUAAGAAAAAACACAAACAAACAGACCUAAGGAGGUAGAACUGUGGCUUCUGUUAAAAUACAUCUGCUACAGAGAGAGAAACCAUAGAAGAACAUCAGUGUCUGAACUGCAUUGAGAUUUUUCUUGACUUGGUUAUUAAGCACUGCAUUGAAAGAUUUGGCAUGUUCCAUCUGUGUGCCUUAUUUUAGGGUUUUUUUCUGAUGUGCUUGAAGCAGAGGGUCACUAGGAGUAGGCAUGCUGUCUAUGCAGCAAGGACAUGGUAAUACAAAUUGAAAUAGCAAGUACACUGUAUCUUAACCAUACCUGCUCCCUGAGGCUGAGUAUCAUGUGACAUUUUGCUGCAGGUCUCAUUUGAAGUUGUUGUUUGUCCUAAUAAACUUGUUUAAGUAA